This is a messenger RNA of Calypte anna (Anna's hummingbird), 2030 nucleotides long. It is a transcript of the gene TPM2, whose product is annotated as tropomyosin 2. Gene Ontology annotation, cellular component: actin filament. Gene Ontology annotation, biological process: actin filament organization; muscle contraction. Bases 95 to 838 code for a protein of 247 amino acids. The record is from RefSeq and is a predicted model, not a curated record. Gene Ontology annotation, molecular function: actin filament binding. NCBI's taxonomy places the organism in Eukaryota, Metazoa, Chordata, Aves, Apodiformes, Trochilidae. The transcript is spliced from 8 exons.
GCGGGAGCGGCCGCUGCCUGAGCGCUUCCUGCCCGAGCCGGGCGGAUCCCACAAAGGGCUCGGCGGCGCGGCCUCCCCGCCCGCAGCCCCAGCCAUGGCCGGCAUCAGCUCCAUCGACGCCGUCAAGAAGAAGAUCCAAAGCCUGCAGCAGGUGGCCGACGAGGCGGAGGAGCGCGCCGAGCACCUGCAGCGGGAGGCCGAUGCCGAGCGGCAGGCCCGGGAGCGGGCUGAGGCUGAAGUGGCUUCUCUGAACCGCCGUAUCCAGCUGGUGGAGGAGGAGCUGGAUCGAGCCCAGGAGCGCCUGGCCACUGCCCUGCAGAAGCUGGAGGAGGCUGAGAAGGCAGCUGAUGAGAGCGAGAGAGGAAUGAAGGUCAUCGAAAACAGAGCCAUGAAAGAUGAGGAGAAGAUGGAGCUCCAGGAAAUGCAGCUGAAGGAGGCGAAGCAUAUAGCAGAGGAGGCUGACCGUAAAUAUGAGGAGGUUGCCCGCAAGCUGGUCGUCCUUGAGGGAGAGCUGGAACGCUCAGAGGAGAGGGCAGAGGUGGCAGAGAGCCGAGUGAGACAGUUGGAAGAAGAGCUGCGGACCAUGGACCAGAGUCGCAAAUCCCUCAUUGCCUCAGAGGAAGAGUAUUCCACCAAGGAGGACAAGUACGAGGAGGAAAUCAAGCUUCUAGGGGAAAAACUGAAGGAGGCUGAGACACGGGCAGAGUUUGCAGAGAGGUCUGUGGCGAAGCUGGAGAAAACCAUCGAUGAUCUAGAAGAGCGCUCCCGUCAGGAAGCCGAGAAAAACCGCAUUCUUACUAAUGAGCUGCGGGUCAUCCUUACCGACCUUAACAACUGAGCGGCCCGGAGCUCCCGGCCCCAGCCCAGCCUCCUGCACCAAGGCUGCUGCCGGGCCCCCUCUCCCUGCCCCGUUUCGGUCAGGCUGGCUUUGGGCCCGGGCCCCCUGCCCACUCCCCGCUGGGGAUGGAGCCUUGGCUUUUCCCCCCGGGGGCUACUGCCCUGCCUGGGUGGGGACAGGGAGCCCCUCUGGAGCAGAAAGGUUUUUCUUGGGAGAAGAAUGAGGGUUGUUUUUUUUUUUUGAUAUCCCAAGGACUCUCAUGUAGUCGUGGCCGUUCCUGGUAUCAGCCUGGCCCUGCCGGGGAGGGAUGCAGUGGUUUGUAUCAUUACCUUCCUCCCCUUAUCCCAGGAAUCAGCAGCCAGCUUCUUCUUCCUCACAGUGGUCACCCCAAACAGUGCAGGGAGAAUGCCCUGGGAGCAGGGUUCCCACAGGGUGCUGUGGAACUUACAUAGGGCUUACAUAGAAGCCACGGACCUGGCACCUUCCCCAUACGUGGGGGCAGGGGAGAGAGAAGAACCCAGCAGAGUGCUGGGAGAUGGGGCUGGGUGGGCAGAGCUCUCGUCCCAUCCCUAUCUCUAGAGGGAAGACAAGCUGCUGUUUGGAAGGGAAUGGCAGAGGAGGCUGCCUAAGCAGGAGGCUGCUGGCAGACCUCAUCUCUGCAGCCUCCUUAGUUGUGCUCCUGUCUCUCUGCUGUCCUCUUUUCAUGCCCUGCUGGGCUGCUGUCUCACUCCUUUCCUUCACGGAGCACCGCUGGGUCAUGCAGCAGGCACUGCCUCUCCUCUUUUGCUGGCCAAAGGCUUGUGAACGUGCCCUCAGCCAGAUAGUGGUGAUGCCCCAGGGCAGGACAUGCUGGUGGCUGGCCAAGGAAUGGUACCUGCCCUGCGGAAGGCCUGGCCACGGGCAGCCAGGCACCAUGUGAGGAUGGAAAAGCUGAGGAGAGGGGAUCAUCUGUCUCCUGUGACCAGCCUGGCUGACCCGGCUGGUCCUGGAGAGGCUGGGAUCACCCUUGCCAGAGAUGAGGCUGCAUGUGUGGACUCUGCUCCGUAAGGAUGUCCUGCUGGGCUGGAGGCUGAAGCUGUACUGAAAUGUCCAUCCAUGUGCGUGUGUCUGUGCUUGGUGUGGUGUGCGUGUGUCCGGCUGUGCCUGGGUACGUUUGGGCUGUUCCUGUGUGCGUGGCUGUGUGUCCCUUGUG